Molecule: messenger RNA, 2956 nt
Organism: Micropterus dolomieu (smallmouth bass)
Lineage: Eukaryota; Metazoa; Chordata; Actinopteri; Centrarchiformes; Centrarchidae
Gene: chrm2a
Product: cholinergic receptor, muscarinic 2a
Exons: 3
Coding region: 358-1866 (502 amino acids)
Biological process (GO): regulation of heart contraction; adenylate cyclase-activating adrenergic receptor signaling pathway
Cellular component (GO): plasma membrane
Molecular function (GO): G protein-coupled acetylcholine receptor activity
Source: RefSeq, a predicted model, not a curated record
CACAAGAAACGAGAAGCUGGGUAGAAGGCAGAGCCACUCCUGACAAUAACACCCUGGCAAUGAGGGUAUGAUGGAUUUAUUUGAUGGAUAAUGCCCUCCUUAAAAUGUGAGCAGUGCUGAGGAGGACAAUCUUCUGGAUUUCUUUGGGCUUUCGGCGGUUUUCAGAUGGUGCAGGGCCUCUGUGAGGAAUAUCCUCGCCGUGGUGAUCCUCAUUUGCUUGUUGGGUAGAGUUUGUUCCAGUAACAAACUUUUCAACUUCAGCCUGGUUCCCUACUGAUGGUCGUGGUCCUUGUCGACCCGCGUGACGACCGAUGCGGUUCCAUCUGAGUAGGAGGUGGCAACAAAAGACCAAAUGCCAUGGAUGUAUUCAAUUAUACCUACUGGAAUGCCUCUGAAGGCAAUGACACAGAAGUUGUGGAAGAGAGCGAAAGCGCCUACAAGACUGUGGAGGUGGUGUUCAUUGUGUUGGUGGCCGGUUCCCUAAGUUUGGUUACAGUUAUUGGAAAUAUCCUUGUCAUGCUUUCCAUUAAAGUUAAUCGGAACUUACAGACUGUCAACAACUAUUUUUUAUUUAGCCUUGCAUGUGCAGACCUAAUUAUUGGACUGUGCUCUAUGAACUUGUACACAGUCUACAUAGUAAUAGGGUACUGGCCACUGGGGCCGGUGGUGUGUGACCUGUGGUUAGCCUUGGACUAUGUUGUCAGCAAUGCAUCUGUCAUGAAUCUUCUCAUCAUAAGCUUUGACAGAUAUUUCUGUGUGACCAAGCCGCUCAGCUACCCCGUCAAAAGGACCACCAAGAUGGCAGGAAUGAUGAUUGCUGCAGCCUGGGUCCUGUCUUUCAUUCUCUGGGCACCAGCCAUUCUCUUCUGGCAGUUCAUUGUUGGUGGGCGGACAGUACCUGAAAAGGAGUGCUACAUCCAGUUCUUCUCUAAUGCCGCAGUCACUUUUGGCACUGCCAUCGCCGCCUUUUACCUGCCUGUCAUCAUCAUGAUUCAGCUCUACUGGCAGAUUUCCAGAGCGAGCAAGAGCCGUGUAAAGAAGGAUAACCGUAAGCCAUCAGCAGCCAAUCCAGAGCCCCUGUCGCCUGGCCAGAGGAGGAACAACACACCAAAACCCAACAAUAACAACGUACCAGGGGAAGACACGGUGCGUUCCCAGAGCCUGAAUGCUGAUGAUGGAGCAAACCAGCAUGAUGGAAAGUUGCAAAAUGGCAAAGGACCUUCCUCGACCACUGCUGAGGGAGAAACUGAAGGUGAUGAGGUGGCGAGGGAGAACUGCACUCCUGGAGAAGAAAAGGAGAGCUCCAAUGAUUCAACAUCAGGAAGUGUGGCUGCGUCCAAUCAGAAGGAUGAGGAGGCGGCUCCCUCUGCCGCCAACUCCGGUGCAGAGACAAGCCAGCCGCUCCCACGUCAGCGAGCCAAGGCAGGGGGCUCCAAGCUGACCUGCAUCAAGAUCAAGACAAAAUCACCCAAGGGUGACUGCUACACACCAUCCAACGCCACCGUUGAGAUUGUCCCUGCCUCAGAGCGGCAGAAUCACGUGGCACGGAAGAUUGUGAAGAUGACAAAGCAACCUCCUAACAAGAAGAAGAAAGCACCGCCAUCACGGGAGAAAAAAGUGACCCGCACCAUAAUGGCCAUCCUGGUAGCUUUUGUAGCCACCUGGACUCCUUAUAAUGUGAUGGUGCUUAUUAACACCUUCUGCUCCAGCUGCAUCCCUAACACAGUGUGGACUAUUGGCUACUGGCUGUGCUACAUCAACAGCACCAUCAACCCAGCCUGCUACGCUUUGUGCAAUGCCACUUUUAAAAAGACAUUCAAACAUCUUCUCCUCUGCCAGUAUAAAAAUAUAAGGUCAGCCAGAUAAAUACGGGCUCUUUCUAAGGAGAAAGAGGUGCCUGUGUGUGUGUGUGCGUGUGUGUGUAUAUGUGUGUGUGUGCCAUCCAUGUAUAGGCGUGUGUGUGUUUGUGUGUGAGAGCGUGUGUGUCUGUAAAAAAGGUUUGUGAGCAUGAUAAAGAAUGCAAGAGAACAUUUGAAGUUACUUUCCAUAACUAUAUCAUUUGUUUGUUUUUUUCAGUUUCUCUCUCAAUAACCGGUUGUAGCACUUUGCACAAAUUCAACUGAUGCCAGUUGCUUUGAGAUGUGUCAUGCAGAAGCAGCAUAGAUAAGGAAGGCUGUGAGGAAUCCAGUUUCAUUCAGAGUUGUAAGCUAAGAAGAAAUGAGAGCUUGUAAAGCAGGGAGCACUUGGGAGUGACACUGAGCGGAUGAAAAAAGAAAAAAAGAGCCGAGGAAGAUCUGCGCUGUACGAAAACACAAGAAACAUCAAAAUGGGAAAAUAGGGCUGACUGAAUUUACAAACCUCAGAAGUUUGAAGUUCAGUGAAGAUACCUGUAGAUAAUUGUACAUAUCAGUGUAUACUCAAUAUUUAUGUGAGUGCACGUGUGGGAGUGUGCUGGCUCGGAAUAUGUGUGUACACCUAUGUGUGCCCCCUCUGCUUGCCUUCUUUCUAUCUGUCUGUGAUCCUCAUCGUGGCACUUCCAGCCAGCAACCUGUAAAAUAAAGUGAGGCAGCAUGUGUAGAUUGCCUCUCACAUGGUCAUAUCAGACUUCAGCAGCCCCCCCCAAAAAAACUAAAACAAUAGAAUGCAGUAGAACUACUUUCUAAUGAAAACGGUUAAAAAAGGAUGUUAACCCUUUUUGUAUUUUCUAUAAAAUACAUAAUUUAUUGAAUAGAUGGACAUGCAACUAAUUUGGAACAAUAUAAUGAAUCGUGAUAAUGAAUCAGUGAUCCUACUAGAGAAUGAACCCCCCCACUUUGAUUUGAAGGCACAUUUUGGGAAAUAUCCAUUUGCUGUCUUGCUGAGAGUUAGAUGAGGAGAUUUUAUGGAUAUGAAGCUGAAGCCAGGAUAGAGUUAGCUUAGUUUAGUAUAAAGACUGAGAGCAGGAGGAAACAGCUAG